Messenger RNA from Elaeis guineensis (African oil palm), 1730 nucleotides. RefSeq names its product chaperone protein dnaJ A6. Gene Ontology annotation, biological process: response to heat; protein folding. Gene Ontology annotation, molecular function: ATP binding; Hsp70 protein binding. The record is from RefSeq and is a predicted model, not a curated record. NCBI's taxonomy places the organism in Eukaryota, Viridiplantae, Streptophyta, Magnoliopsida, Arecales, Arecaceae.
CUACUUAAGGCUCGCCCACGCCAAAAUCUCUCCCCCUCUCCCUGUGGUUGCUUCGGAGACCUCAUCUAGUUUGAUAUCCUCACGCCGCCUCCAGCGUCCGCUGAUCAAUUCCCUAUUCCAAUCGGGCUAGGGUUUCGUCUCCGAUCUCUAUUUAGAGGCUCGAAAGGAAUUGAGAGCGAGAGGUUGAGAGAGAUCGGCAAUCAUGUUCGGCCGUGGUCCGAGGAGAAGCGACAACACCAAGUACUAUGAGAUUCUCGGUGUUUCGAAGAAUGCGAGCCAGGAUGAGCUGAAGAAGGCUUAUAGGAAAGCCGCCAUAAAGAACCACCCAGACAAGGGUGGAGAUCCGGAAAAGUUUAAGGAGCUGGCUCAAGCCUAUGAAGUUCUCAGUGAUCCUGAAAAGAGAGAAAUCUAUGACGAAUAUGGGGAAGAUGCGCUUAAAGAGGGAAUGGGUGGAGGCGGCACUUCUCACAAUCCGUUUGAUAUAUUCGAGCAGUUCUUUGGUGGUAGUGCUUUUGGUGGUGGUGCUUUUGGUGGUGGCAGCUCAAGAGGUCGUAGGCAGAGACGAGGUGAAGACGUUGUUCAUUCUUUAAAGGUGUCCCUCGAAGACUUGUAUAAUGGAACAACCAAGAAGCUUUCAUUGUCGAGAAAUGCACUGUGUGCAAAGUGCAAGGGAAAGGGCUCAAAGAGUGGGGCAUCAGGAAGAUGUUAUGGAUGUCAGGGUACAGGAGUGAGGACAGUAACUAGACAGAUUGGACUAGGCAUGAUUCAACAGAUGCAGCAUGCUUGUCCUGAAUGCAGAGGCUCAGGUGAGGUCAUCAGUGAUAAAGACAAGUGUCCACAAUGCAAAGGGAGCAAAGUUACCCAGGAGAAGAAAGUAUUGGAGGUGCAUGUCGAGAAAGGAAUGCAACAGAGUCAGAAGAUUGUAUUCCAAGGCGAAGCUGAUGAAGCCCCUGACACGGUGACAGGAGAUAUUGUAUUUGUGGUGCAACAAAAGGAGCACCCCAAAUUUAAGAGGAAGUAUGAUGAUCUUUACGUGGAACAUACGCUCAGUCUGAGUGAGGCACUCUGCGGCUUCCAGUUUGCUCUGACCCAUCUUGAUGGCAGACAGCUGCUCAUCAAGUCAAAUCCAGGCGAAGUUGUUAAGCCUGGUCAAUUUAAAGCAAUCAAUGAUGAAGGAAUGCCUCAUCAUGGUAGGCCCUUCAUGAGGGGUCGCCUGUACAUCCAAUUCAAUGUUGAAUUUCCAGAUUCAGGGGUGCUCUCUCCUGAUCAAUGCCGCAUGCUGGAGACCUUUUUGCCGCCAAGACCUAGCAACCGCCUGUCGGACAUGGAGCUGGAUGAGUGUGAGGAGACCACUCUUUAUGAUGUCAAUAUUGAAGAGGAGAUGAGGCGAAAGCAGCAACAGCAGCAGCAAGAAGCCUAUGAUGAAGACGAUGAUGCAAUUCCAAGGGUACAGUGCGCCCAGCAAUAAGUUCACCUUUAGGUCACUAUCCUCUCACAAUAUGGGUAUUCUGGCUAUUCUUUCUUGCUGCAUGAUAGGGACUUCAAUGUUCUUCACUUUUCCUCUCUAUUUUAGUAUUAAUGUAUCUGUGAACCGUAGGGAUAGUUGGAAUUAUGGAUUGUUUUCUUUUCUGUUGUGAUUGUCGUGGAGCGCUGCUGGUUAUUACCUGUAUCAACUUUAUUGCUUUCCAGGCUUAUGAUUAGAUAUGAUACAUUCUAAAUAUACACGUGCU